AUGUGUGUUGUCGUGGCGAAUGCCUCGAAGCGGCUCCCCAGUUGCUUCGCUAAAAAAGAGAACGACCUGUUUCCUCUCAGACCCAAGGUGGACUGUUCGAUAAAGCUCUCGCCCGAUAAAACACCAUUUUCCUGUCCGUCGCCUUUGCACCUUGACUCGCUCCCGCCGUUGCCUUUCCAUAGACGGCGUCUGUCGACGACGAGAGGAGAGAAAACGCGAAGGCGAGGGGACAAAGGUAGCGAAAGGAGAAAUUUCACAGACUGGAGUGAAUCUGUGGUAAGGUUGUCUUGGCAGAAACCAGCGUCCGGCAAACGCGUGCCACACAGCUAA
Messenger RNA from Toxoplasma gondii ME49, 330 nucleotides. RefSeq lists its product as hypothetical. Bases 1 to 330 code for a protein of 109 amino acids. Lineage: Eukaryota; Apicomplexa; Conoidasida; Eucoccidiorida; Sarcocystidae. The record is from RefSeq and is a predicted model, not a curated record. The transcript has 2 exons.